Paraphaeosphaeria sporulosa is the source of this 1377-nucleotide messenger RNA. RefSeq lists its product as uncharacterized. Lineage: Eukaryota; Fungi; Ascomycota; Dothideomycetes; Pleosporales; Didymosphaeriaceae. The record is from RefSeq and is a predicted model, not a curated record. The coding region runs from base 1 to 1377 and encodes 458 amino acids. The transcript is spliced from 6 exons.
AUGUCUUCCAUCAAGACUGCUCUCACAGACGCGAUAUCCGCGGAGCUUGGCUCAUUUAUCGUCAGCAAGUCUUCAACAUUUGCUUGUGGCGGUACGAUUCCUAUCCAAGGAGUGUCAGACACUCCAGGCGAUCUUAAGCCUGCUGGUAUCACCUUCCCAUUUGCGCUCCGCUGGGAUUCCAAAUACUCCGCUACUGGUGUAGGCAAGCUUACCUUUCCCGUUGAUCCCACCAACACGAUGGAGAUGCAAAACUUUUCGAAGCUUCUCGAGGAAUGUGAGCCUGCCAGCUUCGGUUACAAAGGCGAGGAUGUGCUCGACGAGACCUAUCGCAAGGCAACAAAGUUGGAUCGCUCUGCAUUCUCGGUCGACUUCUGCCCAUAUGAGCUUGGAAUCAUCGACAGAAUUGCCCAGAUCUUGCUUCCCAACGCAAAGAGCGACGACGGUGCGCACAUCGGUUCCUCGACGCACGGUGUGAGGGCCGAGCUCUACAAGCUGAACAUCUAUGGUGCUCCUUCAGGCUUCUUCAAAUCUCAUGUCGACACCCCUCGAUCAGAUCUCCAGUUUGGAUCUCUGGUUGUGUCACUCCCAUGCCACUAUGAGGGAGGCCAACUCAUUGUUCGCCAUGCAGGGCACUCCAUGACCUUUGACUGGGGCGCAUCUGAACUAGUGAAUACAUCCGUGCAAUGGGCUGCGUUCUACAGCGACUGCGAGCAUGAGGUGUUGGAAGUUACGGAGGGUAACCGAGUCACGCUGACCUACAACUUGUUCUACACUUCAGACAUCGGCGAGCUGGUAGGCAAUGGCCCUACUAUGAGUGUGAAGAGCCUACCGCUGCAUUCGAAGAUUCAAGAAGCCUUGGAUAACCCAGAUUUCAUGUCAAAUGGUGGCUAUCUUGGAAUCCACUGCCAACACGCUUACGCUCACUCGACCAAGGAAGGCGCGCAGCAACUACCGGGUGUUCUCAAGGGCUCGGACAUGGCCGUCUAUUCUGUGUUCCAGUCGCUUAGGCUUGAGAUCGAGGUCAAGUCUGUCCUUGAUAGUCAGAAUGGGCUUUUCCGAGACCAGUAUCGUUAUUACGAUGACUCCGAUGAGACCACCCGGAAGAAAGACUUGAGCUACAUUCGGCGUUUGGGUGAAGUGGUUGUGACAGAGACUGGGGGUUAUGAGGAGCCGUUACAGGAGAUCAUCGAUGAGUUCGGUGACGCUGUCGACGUCCUCUGGCUUACCCAACCUCGCCAUGCGAAUGUUGGCAUGGUUCAUCUUACCUACGGUAAUCAGGCCGGUAUCAACGCUAUCUACACCUACGCAGCUCUUAUCGUCAACAUCCCAAAAGCUGCAAUCCGUGGUCGCGCGAGCGAUGCGGCAUCCUUCACUUGA